CACACACACACACACACACACACACCUGCUAAAGGGCACUUCUUUACUCUGGAUUUCUUCAGAGAUGUAACAGAGACAGAAUGCAGCUCAUGGUUCAAGUUUCUCCCUGACACAGGGGGGAAAAGAAGACUAAAAGAUCUGUGAGGGAAAUCUAAUCUUUUUUAUUUAUUUUUUAUUUUAUUUUUUUCCUGAACUCUGAUAUGGAUCUGGAUAUGUGGCCUCUAAGAGCACUACUCCUGCUUGCCUGCUGCUCAGGCUUGUCUGCAACCGAAAGUUGCAAUAUGACAAAAGUCUAUCUCGACUCCUGCAAUUUUCACACCAGGCUCCAUUGGGAUGAAGUAAAAAUCCCAGGCAGAGAAGUUCGCUACAGUGUCAAAUACAGCAAAUAUGGAGAUCCACUCCAGAUGAUGAUUGGAUGCCAGAAUAUUUCUAAACCUUUCUGUGAUCUCAGCUCUGUGAUGAUGGACGUUCGCAAUAAAUAUUACGGCAGGAUCAUGGCUGACGGGUUAUGCCUCGGGAAAUUCGAGCAAUUUGUUCCAAUCGAAAAAACCACUCUGGAAGCGCCGGAGCGGUCCAUGAUAACAGCCGGGUUCUCUCUCACCGUAACCGUCACAACACCCAUGGGGCCUCAGAACCGCUCAAUUAGAGAGAUCAGCUGUUGGGAAAAGUGCCAGGAAGAGACAGAAUCGUCUGUUAACUACAUCGUCAAGCUCACACACCCGGAGUCUGAAGCUGGAAAGGAGUUUAAGAACACGUCUGACAUUAUUACACUGAAUCAUUUACACGUGAACACGGAGUAUUGCGGCGUCGUAUGGUAUGAGCUCACCCAUCCCUACCUAAAACGCCAGAGUGAAAACACCACCUUCUGUGUGACUUUGCCAGGUGCAUACAAGCCCUGGAUUCCUAUAUUCAUCUUAUUUGCAUUAGUGGUGCUUUUCUUCUUGAUCAUCUUGCCGUUGAUUUUGUGUCAUCAGUAUGUCACGAGAAAGAGGAAACUCCCCAAGAUGCUGCAGGUCAUGUCGAAGAACACCACUCCUGACUUCAAUCCGGAUCCUAAAGUAGAGAUAACCACCGUGAAAGUACACUCUAAACCUCCAUGGAAUACCAACAAGCCUAAACCAGCCUCAUCUGCUGUACCAGAGAAGAAAAAAGCUGGGAUUGAUGUUGUAGGUUACAUAGGCCAAGACUACCACAACCAAGACUGGCACUGUCAUUCUUACAGUAAUGAAAAGGUCGCACCAGUUAGUGACAAGAGUGCUAAAUCCUGCAUCAGUUAUAGCAUGGUGGUGAGUGUGAUUGUACCCCAGGAUCGAGAGGAGUUAUCAAGCUGUGCUAAUGACAGUGGGAUAGGAGAGUCCAUCAGCCCUGGAUUGUCAUCUUGCACAGAUGAGGAUCUAUUCCCGGUCAUAUCUCGUGCACAAUCAGAAGAAGACCUGGGCAUGAUGGAGCCAGUCUCCACCAGUGAGACUUUGGUGCUGCCAGUGUCACUUAGUGCCAACGGGAAACUGCAGUUGUCCACCUUAGCAUUCCAGCCGGUGGUUUCAAACGUAAACAAGAACUCAGAAAUCGUGCCUCUUAUGCCAAGGUCAUCGCCAGCUGGAGAAAGGACUCUUUUGCUGACAGAUCUUGUCUCCAUGGAUAAUUCAGACUGGACAGACAAUGACUCAAGGCCUAAAUACAGGAAAGCCUACCUUCCAAAUGGGGUCCCUCAGACCUUCUCAGAGUUACCUUCUUGUGAAACUAUUUCCAAAGUUCUAUUAUCUGACUCUACAUCAAACUACAGAGAAAACUGGGUACCGGGAAUCCUACCAGAUCCCCUGCCAAAUGCUACAAACUGCAUGGUAGCCAACAGUCAGCUGCAUGAGUUUGCUGAGCCAGAAGAGGACGUAGAGGAAUCACCAUCAAAACUUGAAGCAAUCUUUUUAAGUGGAUGGAUGGUGCAAAUCCAAGGAUAGUAUCAUUUUUCUUAAACAUUGGCUCUGACUCUUAGUGGAGGCUUGAAAAGAAUUGUUUAGCCAUUCACAAUCAUGCUGUUAAUGAAGAAGGAAACCUCUCACUGGGCAAAGGAUAUAUUUAAGAUGCAUAACCGGGCUUCCGGGCUCAAGGAUGAGUACCAGAUGUUGGGUAGGAAUUGGUCUUCAGGAAAGAUGAGGACUGAAAUAGCUCUUGAGCACUUGUUAAUGAGCAGAGAACAUUUCCUAUAUGCCCUGUGUCUUGUAUCUGUGGCCUUUGUAGUGGUACUCACAGUUAAGCCUGCAGGAUUACAGCAUCACACCUUUUGGUGUUUAAGAUGCUCCAGCACUUGUACCACGCUCCUCAGCUCCAGUUCAUUAGCUCAAACAGUUGAAGCAGGUGUUUUAAACUUUAGUAACACUAAGCUGUGUUGUGAAGUAACAUUUGUGAUGGAAUAGUAGAAACUGGUUCCACCAAAUACAUUGUUUAAGUUUUGCAGUUUGACUGAAAUACACUACAUGGCCAAAAGUAUAGGAACACAGACAUCAUACCCAUAUGUACUACCCAUAUGAACAUCUCCUUUUUUGCUCCUACAUCAGUCUUCUCUCUUCUCUGAAGGUUUUCUGCCCUUUCAGCUACAAGUGAGUUAAUGAGGUCAGGCACAGGGUGUGGAGUCCUGGUGCACAGUUGACAUUCCAGUUUAUUUUGAAGGUGUUCAUCGAGGUUGAAGUCAGAGCUCAGUGCAGGCCACUUGAGUUCUUUGACUCCAUUUUUUUAACAAACCAUGUCUUGUGCAUGGCAGCACUGUUGUGCUGGAACAGGUUUGGGCUUCAGCAUACAAAGACAUUUAUUUGCUUUGUGGCAAAAGUUUGGAGAAGGUCCACAUAUGGAUGUAAUGAUCAGGUGUCCACCUACCAUCAGCUACAUAGUGUAGCUCAGGUAGCAGCCGAAAUAACUUAUCUAAUUAAGUAAGAAGGUUUUAUGAGAAUGUCUUUUUGUAUUUGUUUAUUUAUUUCCUGUUUGACAAAGCAGAAGUAGUUCAUUGACUGUAAAUUAGCCCUAUGAUUCCUGGCAAAACAAUACUCAA
Molecule: messenger RNA, 3040 nt
Organism: Hemibagrus wyckioides
Lineage: Eukaryota; Metazoa; Chordata; Actinopteri; Siluriformes; Bagridae
Gene: ifnlr1
Product: interferon lambda receptor 1
Exons: 7
Coding region: 201-1955 (584 amino acids)
Molecular function (GO): protein binding
Source: RefSeq, a predicted model, not a curated record